CGGCUUCCUCCAGCCCGCCCCGCCCCUCGGACUCCCAGGCCGCCCCCGGCCCCAUUCGGGCCUGGCCUCGCGGCGGCGACUCGGCUGCGCUCCGCCGCGUCCCCGAAUCCUGGGAAUCGGCGCGCGCGGGGCAGCGUCCCGCCACGGAUCCCAGCUGUCACCUGCCUGCUGGGAAGAUGCUGCCCCGGUGGAGCCUCCCGGGGGUUGUGCGUGCAGCCGCCGCCCUGGGAGUGCUGUGGUUCUGCCUCGCAGGCGCUGUGGAGGUCCAGGUUCCUGAAGACCCGGUGGUGGCCCUAGUGGGCACGGACGCCACCCUCUGCUGUUCCUUCUCGCCCGAGCCCGGCUUCAGCCUGGCACAGCUCAAUCUCAUCUGGCAGCUGACAGACACCAAACAGCGGGUACACAGUUUCGCCAAGGGUCGGGACGAGGGCAGCGCCUACGCCAACCGCACGGCGCUCUUCCCGGACCUGCUGGAGCAGGGCAACGUGUCUCUGAGGCUGCAGCGCGUGCGCGUGGCCGACGAGGGCAGUUUCACUUGCUUUGUGAGCAUUCCGGACAUCGGCAGCGCAGCAGUCAGCCUGCAGGUGGCAGCCCCUUACACGAAGCCCAGUAUGACCCUGGAGCCCAACAAGGACUUGCGGCCUGGGGACCUGGUGAUCAUCACGUGCUCCAGCUACCGGGGCUACCCCAAGGCCGAGGUGUUCUGGCAGGACGGGCAAGGAGCGCUCUUGACCGACAACGUGACCACGUCGCAGAUGGCCAACGAGCAGGGCUUGUUCUACGUGCGCAGCGUCCUGAGGGUGGUGCUGGGCGCUAACGGCACCUACAGCUGUCUGGUGCGCAACCCCGUGCUGCAGCAGGACGCGCACGGCUCUGUCACCAUCACAGGGCAGCCCAUGACAUUCCCCCCAGAGGCCCUGUGGGUGACCGUGGGGCUGUCUGUCUGUCUUGUUGUACUGCUGGUGGCCCUGGCCUUCGUGUGCUGGAGGAAGAUCAAAGAGACCUGUGAGGAGGAGAAUGCAGGAGCUGAGGAUCAGGAUGGGGAUGGAGAAGGAUCCAAGACGGCCCUGCGGCCUCUGAAACACUCCGAAAGCAAAGAAGAAGAUGGACAAGAAAUAGCCUGACCAUGACCACCUGGGAGCUGCAGCCCCUGCCCUGGGGCCCCCACCUCUGGCUACACUGGGAACUGGGGGGCCACUGCCCCCAACAGGUGGACCCCACUCUGGCGGGUCUAUUCUCCAAAGGGCAUGAUACAUAGACCACCCCACGGUCUUAUUUCUCCACUGGACAUGAUCCCAAGUCAUCCUGCUGCCUUAUUUCUCUGGUGACAUGAUAACAUAAGUCAUCCUGCUGCCUUAUUUCUAAUGGACACAAUACACAGAUCACUCUCCAUCUUGUUUCUCCAAAGGAUAUGGUACACAGGCCAGCCCACACCUUAUUUCUCCAGUGGAUAUGCUACGUGGACCAUCGGGCUGCCUUUUUCUCCCAAAGGACCCAUUGCCUUAUUUCUCCAGAGACGUGAUCACAGUCGGCCCUUGCCUUGUUUCUCCAGUGGCUCUGACACACUAGCAUUUCUCAACCUUCAUCUGCCUAUAACCCCAUCUCCCCAGCCAGGGGCACUGCAGUCUCAGCGUCUCCUUGAGUCUUGAGGCUGCUGCCUGCACCUCCUGCUCUGGCCCCAGUGCUGGCCUUUUCCCUCCCCUGCUAAGCGAAGACAGACUGUCCCCACCAGGUGUGCAGACAAGCAGGUGCAUGUGCUGGACCACGUGUGGAUCCCCCUGCCCCCCACACCCACCCGUCUCCUCGUUGGUGCCCUGGGCUGUGCCUGUGACCACCCUGCCCUCUGCCCAGCCCGCCCCACCCUGGGAAGCAUGUGCUGGUCACACUGGUUCUCUGGGGGUGUGCGGUGGGCCCCAUGGGGUCAGCCUCUGUCCUUCUGCCUUUCCCGCCUUGGGAGCCUCGAACCAACUUUGAAUUUGUUUGCGCAUCCAUUCAGUUAAUGCUUAUUGAGCAUCUGCAGGGUGUCAGCAGUGUGUUAGGUGCUGGGGACCUGGAGUGAGAAGAGAGACCCCUCCCUCAAGGAUGUCACCAUCCAGUCCAGAAGCCCGUGAGGAAACGCUCACUGUGCCACUACAGCUUGAGCCUAUGGGGGCGCCGGGGAAGGUGGUUCGAGAGGGCAGCUUCUGCCUUCCUCUUCUGGGCCCACAGCUUCCUGGAUACCUCACUGCUAUCCCAUCCCUAAUCCUUACCUGGAUCACGGGGCGGGGGUGGGAACCCGGACAGAGGGAGAGAGGGAUGUAGCCUCUUGUCACAGCUGGGGGCUCUGAUGGUUUCUGAAGUGUCUUCCCAGGCAUGAGCCUAGAACAGCCGGCAGGUGGGCAGGCAGCCAAGGCCCCCGGACCUGGGACAGCAGCACACAUGAGCCUGGGGGAGGGGGAGGGCCAGGAGGGCUUUGGGGACCCUGGCAUACCCCCCACCCCACUGAGGUGCUAUUCUGGGGCUGAGGCAGAUACCUUCUGGCUUGUCUCAGGCCAGCCCCAGCCUCCAGCAGAGCAGAACUUCUGAUGUUCUCUUGGUGACAUCUCUCUUUUCCCCAGACAUGGAAGAUAUGGGGAUUUCUAUUUUAAAUGUGGGAUUCCGAGGAAUUCUGUAGACCGGGGGUGUAUUUUGGGAAAAAUAAAUGCCUUCGUAUAAAAGGUUCUCUGUGAUGUGUCUGGAAGCGGAGUGGGGCAUUAAGGCUCAGUGGGAAUGAGUCCCUCUUAGAAAUUUCAGACUGGGGUGGGGAUGUCUGGG
Molecule: messenger RNA, 2793 nt
Organism: Choloepus didactylus (southern two-toed sloth)
Lineage: Eukaryota; Metazoa; Chordata; Mammalia; Pilosa; Megalonychidae
Gene: CD276
Product: CD276 molecule
Exons: 8
Coding region: 177-1124 (315 amino acids)
Source: RefSeq, a predicted model, not a curated record